This is a messenger RNA of Sordaria macrospora k-hell, 975 nucleotides long. RefSeq lists its product as uncharacterized. Gene Ontology annotation, cellular component: cytosol. Gene Ontology annotation, molecular function: protein-disulfide reductase activity. NCBI's taxonomy places the organism in Eukaryota, Fungi, Ascomycota, Sordariomycetes, Sordariales, Sordariaceae. The record is from RefSeq and is a predicted model, not a curated record.
AUGUCGCGGUCCGCACGCGAAAUCUCGAGCCCAGCGGAAUGGAGUACCGUAGUUGAAGGCACGAAAGUAUGCGUGGUACUAUUUUACUCCCCCAGUAAUGCGGCCUCGUUGGAAGCUAUUCACAUCCUCGAACACCACUCCCAAGGCCUCGAAGGACGCGGCACGGUCUUGGAGCUCGCAAAGGUCAACGUGGACGAGGUGAAGGCGAUCAAGAGUGCCUACAGCAUCACAAAACUCCCGACAACCAUGCUCUUCCGGAACGGCAAGGAAGUCGACAAGGUGUCCGGCGACAAUAUCCCGAGACUGACGCAACUGAUCGAGAAAGUCAAACAGGCUGUUGACUCGGAAACGACCAAAAAGGCAAGCGGGAGUGCCAACAGCUGGAAGGGUGCCGCACUUCCCCGCGGAUACGUGGAUAUCACCGAUCAGGUCGAGCUCAACCGGUCCGAACUUUUGAACUUCGAUACAGAGACCGGUGGCGUCCGGGCGCUUUUGUCGAGCGAAAAGCCAAGUGCUUUGUCUGGAGGCAAAGCAACCGCGAAGGAUUGGGUAGAAAGUGACACCGACGAUCAACUGCUGCUCUUCAUGCCCUUCCAGUCUAUGUUGAAGUUGCAUACUCUCCAGAUCACCUCCCUUCCUCCCACUGAUGACGACGACGACGAGGCACCCAUGAGGCCGAAGACGAUCAAGCUUUUUGUCAACAAGUCGCACAAUCUCGGGUUCGAUGAGGCUGAGGAUCUCCAAGCUACGCAGGAUAUCGAGCUGUCAGAGAGUGACUGGAACAAGGAGGGAACUGCCAGCAUUCCUCUGCGUUACGUCCGUUUCCAAAACAUCGACAGCUUAGUUCUGUUUGUUGUCAAUGGCGACGGUGAUAGCGAGAAGGUCAGGAUUGAUAGGCUGAGGCUCAUUGGAGAGUCAGGAUCAGCCAGAGAUAUGGGCAAACUGGAGAAGGUUGGUGAUCUCCCGGGCGAGUAG